AUGGAGAUCAACCCCGCCGUCACCUUCAAGCACGACCGCUCUAUUAUGUAUGCAAAGCGACCCAAGGUUCUCAUUGUUGGAGCUGGUCUCGGAGGUCUGACCUUGGGCAUGCUUCUGCACAAGGCCAAUAUCCCUUUCGAGAUCUACGAGCGUGCCGCUGUGGUCAAGCCCCUUGGAUCGGCAAUGUUCUUCAACAGCACCACCGCCCCUUUGUUCAAGCAAUGUGGAAUCUACGAUGAGUUCCUCUCUAUCGGGAAAUACCUCUCUAAAAUCGACAUGUGCACCGAGGAUCGAAAAGUCGCCUUCAAAUUGAGUUUUUCAGGGCAUGAGGAAGAAUUUGGCGCCAAGGGAUACAUUGUCGCCCGUCCUAAGUUGUAUGACCUGAUUUUGCGCCAGAUCCCUACCGAACGUAUCCACAUGAACAAAAAGGUCCUUACCAUGGAACAAGGCGGCAACGGGGUCCUCGUUCGAUUUAGCGAUGGAACCGAGGCUGAGGGAGACAUUCUUGUCGGAGCUGACGGCGCCUACAGUGCUGUUCGUCAGAACCUCUAUGCAAAGCUGAAGAAGGAAAGCAAGUUGCCGGCGACCGACGCUUUGCCCCUCCCCUUCAGCACUGUCUGCAUUGUCGGCCAGACUCGUCCUCUCACCCCCGAACAGUUCCCAGAUCUUGGGAGAGAGGAGUCUGUAUUCUCUCGGGUUAUGGGCGCAGACAAGAUGUAUUCUUGGGGACCUGAGGCUGCGAUGGCAAUGUGUAAGGAGGUCAAGGAUUUCCCUGUAGUCAGUGGAGGUGACAAGAAGCUCACUUUGGGAGACUUGUUCGAAUGGUCUGACAAGGAUCUUAUCUCCAAGGUCAUGUUGGAAGAGAAAGUCUUCAAGACUUGGUACAGCUGCCGAUCAGUACUCAUCGGCGAUGGUAUGAUGAGUCCUUCCGGCGGUGCUGGCGCAUCGAAUGCUAUGCACGAUGCCAUUGCAUUAGCAAACCGCAUCAACGGCCUCCCAUUCCAUCCCAUCGCCGAUGAAAUCGAGGCUGCUUUCAAGGAGUACCAGAACGAGCGAGUUGGAUGGGUCAAUGCAGCUUUUGAGAACAGCAAGCUGUUGCGUAACAUUGUCGGACAGGUACCCAACUGA
Linnemannia hyalina is the source of this 1128-nucleotide messenger RNA. The record is from the annotation of a GenBank genome assembly. Lineage: Eukaryota; Fungi; Mortierellomycota; Mortierellomycetes; Mortierellales; Mortierellaceae.